AUGCCAAAUUCAAGAGGUCAUCCAUCACUACCCAACUUCCUUUACUAUCAAUCCAAUUUGGGAAUUCUUCAUCUCCCAAAUAAUAGCAUAGGACAGAAUUUUCCAACUUGGUUGUUAGAGAACAACACAAGACUUAGGGGACUAUAUUUGAGGGAUAAUGCUUUUAGAGGACCUCUCAAGUUGCCAACAAGCAUCAAUCCCAACAUGGAGACUUUUGAUGUAUCUAAUAACAAGUUCCAUGGACUAGAGGACCUCUCAAGUUGCCAACAAGCAUCAAUCCCAACAUGGAGACUUUUGAGAAUUCCUACAUUAGUGGGUAAUAUGACAACGUUGAAACAAAUUUCUCUGUCUAACAACCAGCUUGAGGGUCCGAUCCCGGAGGAAAUUUGCAAUCCUGAUUUUCUUGGCCUCUUAGAUUUAUCUAGGAACAAUUUAUGUGGUUCAGUCCCAUCUUGCUUCAAUUCAUCACGGAUAUGUCAUGUCUAUCUGAACAAUAACCAAUUGGAGGGCGAGCUCACAUAUGCAUUUUAUAAUAGCUCUUCUUUGGUGUUAUUGGAUCUUAGAUGGAAUAAGUUCAUUGGAAUAUCCCUCAAUGGAUUGGCAAUCUAUCAAGCCUGA
Messenger RNA from Fraxinus pennsylvanica, 618 nucleotides. Lineage: Eukaryota; Viridiplantae; Streptophyta; Magnoliopsida; Lamiales; Oleaceae. The record is from the annotation of a GenBank genome assembly.